Aaosphaeria arxii CBS 175.79 is the source of this 906-nucleotide messenger RNA. RefSeq lists its product as uncharacterized. Bases 152 to 820 code for a protein of 222 amino acids. The transcript has 2 exons. Lineage: Eukaryota; Fungi; Ascomycota; Dothideomycetes; Pleosporales. The record is from RefSeq and is a predicted model, not a curated record.
CGCAGCUUUUCCACUGCCGCCUGUAGAUAUUGCAAUCUCCACGUAAACCAAAGCAGACAGCGCACCGUACGAGCUUCUACCUGCAACACAAAACCUUAGAGUUUAUCGCCCCAUUUGAGAAAGACAUCGUAACCAUACACAAUCAAAGAAAAUGGCAUCAACACGCCUCCGCCGCACAUUCCACUACCCCUCCGACUCCGAGGACAACGACGCCGUGGAGGCAGGCAUGGAUUUACAAGACCAAGAAACCCUAAUAACAACCCUCUCCGCCCGCGACACCUCCUCCACAAAGCUCUACACGCAGAUCCUGCUCCUCCUCCCCCUCGCACCCAUCGCACUGUAUAUACCCCGACUCUUCGGCGUCGCGACAAUCAUACCUAGCCUCCUCGCUAUAGCAAGCCUUCUCGCCUCGGCGUAUACGCUGUACUUCCUCCCGCUACCCCCAGCCACCUCCAGCAACACUUCCCCGACAGCGACAGCGGCGAACAAACCGAAGAUCUACGGCUCCCACGCCCGCAAAGACGCCACGAUCCCCGUCUUCCUCACGGCCCCGCAGUCUAAGGAAGUGCCGUACGUGUCUCCCGAUACGGCGGAGUACUUGCGCAGGUACGCGAUCCCCGUGAACGCGGCGCUGUGUGCUGCGUGGGCGGUUGCGGAGGCGCUGCUGGGCGGCGGGAGGUCGUGGAGGGAGGGGAUGAUGAUUGGUGGUGGGUAUGUUCCGGGGUUUGUGCUGGCGGUUGUGCUGUGGGCGAGGAGGGAGCUGCGGGUCGUGGAUAUGGGGGAGUUGGAGAGGGUGAGGUACGCUGGGAAGGGGUCGUGAGGAGAUGGGGGAAACGUCACGGAGUUGGAAGGUGUAUGUAGGAAUGAUGAUACCCCGUUAAUAAUAGAUAUAUCCACUUUUCAAUU